GAAAAAUGUCGAGUAUGAUCAAGAUAAUGAUGAUGAUGGCCUUGGUAAUAAUGGGCGUGAAAGCAAAAACUGUGACUGAGUGUCGUGAAACAGACUGCAAGUAUUUUUGUGCGAACAACGGGAUGAGCACAAAGGCUUGUUCUGAAUGUGUCUUUCGAUGCAGUACUGCUUCUGACAAAAGGACCAACGAUGUAGACCAACGUGUCAUAUGUUACCCGAACUGCGAUGUUGGUUGUGGCACUGACAAUGCGUGUCAUGAACGUUGUAAGAAGAGUUGCGGUUACCCACCCUUGAUGAAUCUCCAUCUAUGAUUUUGUUGAGACCUAGGAAUGAUGGGCUAGUGGAAUUUUAAUUGUGAUUUAGUUGUUUAUUUGAUGAGUUUUUUACAUGUUGGCGUUGUAGUUGGCAU
Molecule: messenger RNA, 409 nt
Organism: Camelina sativa (false flax)
Lineage: Eukaryota; Viridiplantae; Streptophyta; Magnoliopsida; Brassicales; Brassicaceae
Source: RefSeq, a predicted model, not a curated record